Aureococcus anophagefferens is the source of this 1932-nucleotide messenger RNA. Its product is annotated as expressed protein. Lineage: Eukaryota; Pelagophyceae; Pelagomonadales; Pelagomonadaceae. The transcript has a single exon. Bases 11 to 1897 code for a protein of 628 amino acids. The record is from RefSeq and is a predicted model, not a curated record.
GACUUUCAAGAUGGCUCUGCGCUCUGACGAACCCUGCGAUGGGCCCAGCGAAGAGGACAUGUGGCGCAAGCAGCAGAAUCAAAUCGACGACAGUGACAUAACAAUCGAUGGCGUUACCUACAAGAAGCACGACGCGAUGUAUCCCGAGGUCCUCGCGAAGUUCGCGGCGGCCAUGGAGGCCGCAACGGCAAAGAUCCCUCCCCAGGUCCUCGCGGACCUCGCCGCCGCGAGAGCGGAGAUGGUGGAUGCGGAGAGGGCGUGCGACUCCAAGGCCCAUGCGCGCGCGGCGUUCAAGUACAAAGAGGUCUGCGACCAAGCCGCGCGCGACGGCUAUCUACCCGAGGACCCGGCCGUGGACGCGGCCGCCGCGGCGCGCGCGGCCGCCGCGGCGCGCGCGGCCGCCACGGCGCGUGCGGCCGAGGAGACGCGCGCGGCCGAGGCCAAGGCGCGCGCGGCCAAGGCGCUCGCGGAGGCCGCCGCGCGCGGAAAUUCGAAAGCGACGGACGGCCGUCGGAAGAAGGUCGCCGCCGCGCCGCCGCCGGCGCUCGAGGCCUCGGCGCUCGCCUACGCGUCCGCGACGGCCCUGUCGGUCAUGGGCAUGAUCCUGACGACCUACGCCAUCUACCUCGCCAAGGGCGAGGGGCCCGCGUUCCUGCCGUGCAUUUCGAACACGUGGGACCGCGCGCCCGGGACGUACGUCUCCCGCUGGGUGCUCGGCAACGCCUGCGCGCUCUUCUACGUCGUCCAGGUCAUGAUGUUCUUCACGUCCGGCGACGGCAAGGCCUGGCGCUGGGCGUCGCUCGCGCUCGGCGUCGGCGGCGUCUUCUGCCUGAGCUGGGUCGGGUCGAUCUGCGAUUCCGCGAACCCGGACUGCGAGGGCUACGACCCCGUGCACAGCGCCUUCGCCGUGACGUUCUUCGUGCUCUACGACGUGAAGAUGCUCGUCGUGUCCCUCCGCGAGCGGCCCGGCCUCGUCGGCCUCGCGGUCGCGUCGUGCGUCUGCACGGCGCUGCGCGCCGCGCCGCCCGGCCUCGACGUCACGCCGAACUGGGCCCUCGCGGUGUUCGAGUGGUCGAACGUCGGCCUCGUCUGCGCGUGGACCGUGCUCCAGGUGCGUUGUACCUGCGGCCGCGCGGGCUGGCGCCUCGGCAUGACGUCCUCGGACGACGCGGACCUCGUCUGGGGCCUCUCGGGGCGGACGUGCGCGCGCGCCUGCGCGGCGCUGUACCUCGGCACGCUCGCGGGGUCCGCGGUCCUCGGGCUCUGGGUCGGCUACCUGCCCGUGGAGCCGGGCGUUUUGUGGUUCAUCUCGGACAUGUGGGCGCCCAUUCCGGGCAACUGGCUCUCGCGCUGGGCCGUCGUCCUCGGGACGCACUUCGGCUACGUCGCGCACGCGUCGUUCUACAUGGCGACGCCGCCGACGUACACGCUCCGGCGCCGGGGGCUGGCCAUCGCGCUCGCGGCCAUGUUCGGCCUGUCCAUCGUCGGCGUCUGCGACGAGUCCGAGGACUUCCCGCUCCACGUCUUCGGCGCGCUGCUCUACUUCGUCGGCUACGACGCCUUCAUCGCCCUCACGCUCCUCGGCGACCGGCUCCAGGGCGGCGUCCGCGAGGGCCGCGCGGCCUGGCACGCGGCCCGCGACGCCGUCGGCGUCGCCGCGCUCCUCGUCGGCGCCGCGCGCCGCGCCCUCGCGCCCCCGGCCGCGGCCGCGGGCCUCGGCGGCGUCCUCCCGAGCCUGCCGGCCCUCGCCGAGUGGACCGACGCGCUCCUCAUCAUCGCCUUCAUGCAGCUCGACGCGCACGUCCACCCGGAGUGCGCGGACUGCGUCGACGGCGUCACCGUCGCGCCGGCGCCGGCCGCCGCGCUCGCGACGCCGCUCCUCGCGGGCGAGGUCUAGCUCGCGAGCGCGCUCCUUUUUAAAGACGAAAAGCG